Messenger RNA from Trichophyton benhamiae CBS 112371, 1569 nucleotides. RefSeq lists its product as uncharacterized. Gene Ontology annotation, cellular component: nucleus. Gene Ontology annotation, biological process: mRNA splicing, via spliceosome. Lineage: Eukaryota; Fungi; Ascomycota; Eurotiomycetes; Onygenales; Arthrodermataceae. Bases 1 to 1569 code for a protein of 522 amino acids. The record is from RefSeq and is a predicted model, not a curated record. The transcript is spliced from 2 exons.
AUGAAUAACGAACAGUUCCGGAGGCUGCUUUUCGAUAACAGAACGGGUUCCUCCAGCCCGACAGAUAUUACGGCCAAAAAAGCCUCGUCCAGUGACAAUGCUGCUGCCAAAGGAAGAAGCGGCGCGCUUGGGUCAAGGAUGCGAUCCAGCAUCCCAAUGACACCGCGCGACUCUCAGGACCAGCCGCCAUCGAAGAAAUUUAAAUCAUCCAGUGGCCCAAAAGGGUUCAAAUACGCACCGGGAUACGAAGACAGGGCAUCACUACGACAGAGAAAUGAUUGCAAGGAGGCAGAUGACCGGGAGGAGCGAGUCCGUGGGCUAGAAGAGCUGUUGAAGCUAGGGCAGAUUGACCAGCCUACGUUUGACAAACUACGAGCCGAGAUUGGGGUGGGCGGUGAUAUCUCCAGUACUCACUUAAUCAAGGGACUUGACUGGCAGUUAUUGAAAAGGGUUAAAGCAGGUGAAGACAUCACUGCCAAGAGCCAGGAUCCAACGCCUGAGAUACCGAACGAUGACGAUGAGUUCGAACGCAUCCUUGAGGAAAAGGAGAAGGACAAAGUCGAGAGCGUCGAGAUAAGGGGCAAAGACAAGAAGAAAGGCAAUCUGGCGCCUUUGGCACAAGUGGGAAGCAAAAAGAUGACACGCGAUGAGAUCUUGAAGCAUCUCAAAGCCAGCCGCUUAGCUCAAUCGACGCAACCGGAACCCUCACUUGGAAGCAAAUUUAAGAAGAUUGGAUCUACAGAAACUAAGAAGAAACGGUGGGUUGAGACGGAUGCAAGUGGGAGACGGAAGGAAAUACUGGUCAUAACGGACGCGGAUGGGAAGACAAAGAGAAAAGUAAGAUGGCUGGACAAGCAGGAUGGUGCCAAUGCACACCUUUUGUCUGUGGACAAGAACGCGAAGCCGCUUGGAAUGGAUGUUCCUGCAGAGGUUUUGGCGAGGAUGAAGCCAACUGACGCUUUGGAGGCCGAGGAUGAUGAGGAUAUAUUCGCCGGGGUUGGAGAUGACUACAACCCCUUAGUGAAUGCUGCUGAUGAUGAGAGUACAUCUUCAGAGGAGGAGAGUGACAAAAGGGACGCUUCAACACCAAAGGAACACCCUUCUAGAUCUGCUGUGGGAACACACGACGAACACAAACCCUCUUCAACAUUGCGACGUGACUAUUUUGCUACCGGUAAAGCCAAACGGGAACCAGAACCGUUUGAGCAGGAGUCUACCGACCGUUCCAAUCCGCUCAUGUCCGAUCCUACCAUAAGAGAAGCAUUGAAGAAGGCCGCGACAAUCAGAACACGAGAGCCGAUAUCCGACGACGACACCAAUGACGUGGAUAAGAGGUCUGCUGAAAAACAUAAAUCAUUUCUUGAGGAAGCUAAACGCCGGGAGAUGGAAGAUGCUCUGGAUAUGGACAUGGGUUUCGGUGAUAGUAGAUUUGGCGAUGACGAUGAGGAGGAGUUUCUUCCGCAGGGCUCCAGCCAGAACAAGAGGAAGCGCGGUCCGAAGAAGAAAAAGGGAGACAAGAACAAUGUUAGUGAUGUGUUAAGUGUUCUGCAGGGGAGAGGGAAGGGUUGA